CUCCAAAUAGAAGACGGAGAGCAUCAGGAGCAGCGAGCCCGCAGCCAGGGCCGGUGCCAACCUGCCUGCCAGGAUGCAGUGCCACAAGUUUUGGGCAGCAUGUUCCCUUGGAUUUUACCUGUGGACUGCCAUGCUCUUCAAAGGAUCCUUGCAAGGAGAGUAUCAGAGGAGACUUUACAAGGAGCUGCUUGCCAACUACAACCGGCUGGAAAGACCAGUGGUCAAUGACUCAGCUGCCAUCCUGGUGGAGCUAGGCUUCACGCUUCUGCAGAUAAUAGAUGUGGAUGAGAAGAACCAAGUCCUGAUGACCAAUGCUUGGCUACAGCUGUACUGGACUGAUAUCUAUCUGAGCUGGAACCCAGAAAACUACCCUGGUGUUCAGAACCUGCGAUUCCCUUCUGAUCAGAUCUGGACUCCUGACAUCCUUCUCUAUAACAGUGCGGACGACCGCUUCGACGCUACCUUCCACACCAACGUUCUGGUUAAUGCAUCGGGUUACUGCCAGUACAUCCCCCCUGGCAUCUUGAAGAGCACUUGCUACAUUGAUGUACGCUGGUUCCCCUUCGAUGUGCAGAAGUGUGAUUUGAAGUUUGGCUCCUGGACGCACAAUGGUUGGCUGCUGGACCUCCAAAUGCUGGAUGUGGACACAUCCACCUACAUACCCAAUGGCGAGUGGGAUCUUGUAGGUGUCCCAGUCAAGCGCAACGAGCUGUACUAUGACUGUUGCAAGGAACCCUAUCCUGACGUGACCUUCACAGUCACCAUGCGCCGUAGAACACUUUAUUAUGGUCUGAAUUUGCUCAUCCCCUGUGUGCUUAUUUCUGGAUUGGCCCUGUUGGUGUUUCUGCUGCCUGCCGACUCAGGAGAAAAGAUAUCUCUAGGAAUCACUGUGCUUCUUUCGCUAACUGUCUUCAUGCUUCUGGUAGCUGAGAUCAUGCCGGCUACCUCUGACUCAGUUCCCCUCAUUGCUCAGUACUUUGCCAGCACCAUGAUGAUAGUAGGAAUGUCAGUGGUUGUGACUGUGAUCGUCCUGCAGUUUCAUCACCAUGACCCUCAGGGAGGCAAGAUGCCCAAGUGGGUUCGGGUGGUACUGUUGAACUGGUGUGCAUGGUUUCUGCGCAUGAAGCAACCGGGUGAUGAACGCAGACGUCCUGGAUACAAACACCGCCAUACUACCCAGCACCACUCUAGCACUAACUCAAUAGAGAUGGGUGCCAUUCCAAGCCUCUCCAUUCCGCUCUCCCAAACUUCCUGCCCACCGUGCACCUCAGGCACCUCCAAUGGUUCCAUGAGCCUCUACUUUGGCAGCUACCACCCAGUUGAAACUCCACAUUGCCCACCUUCCAGCGACUCUGGCGUAGCACUGGGUGGUCGUGCACACUGCUCCCCAGCAGAUGAGGGUGAACCCCCCGGUGUUUGUAGUAGUACUUUGGGAAUAGGUGCUGGUAUAGGAGAUAGGAUCCCUCCACCAGAGAUUCAGCGCAUCUUGGAGGAGGUGACCUUCAUUGCCCAGCGCUUCCGGGACCAGGAUGAGGCUGAGGCUAUUAGCAGUGAGUGGAAGUUUGCAGCAGCAGUGGUGGACCGUCUGUGCCUGGUGGCCUUCUCACUCUUCUCCAUCAUUUGCACCUUCACCAUCCUCAUGUCAGCACCCAACUUCAUAGAGGCUGUCUCCAAGGACUUUACAUAGCUGGACACAGGAGAAAAAAAAACAUAAUUUAUUGUUCUUGAUAACAAUUAUGCGUACUAUAUUUUUUUCUAUGUAAAUAUAAUUAUUUUAUGUCUCAGCUAUUGCAACGUCUAUGUGCAAACACUGAUACAUUUUGAACAGACAUCUUGUCCUUCUAAGAUCACUUGCUAAAUCAAGGCACAUUCUUUACAUAUUGUGAAUUUCAGGCCUAAUUUCACACAAACACAUACCAUGAUCAGAUACCAGGUUUUUAGAUGAUUAAAAAAAAAAAAAAAAAAAAAAAAAGAUUAAUAAUUUCAAAACUUUUCCCAUCAAUAUUAAAGCGCCAAAAACCAACACACCUCAAUUGGGAAAAGUAAAUAUACCCUAAAAAGAAUAAAUUAAAAAACUUGACUGUAAAUGAUGUAUCUACACAAGUGUACACAUCCUCCAGCUGUUAUAUUAAAGUAGAGAUGUUCACCUUGAAAAGGAAUACUUCUGUUACCUGGGAAUCACUUUUCACAUCUGAGUCUCUUUAUUUUGAUCACAUUUGGACUGUAUUAAAACCCCUUGUGAGCAUUUAAUUUAUCAUGCAAAAAUGCUGUGUACUAAAUGGUUGAAGUGGACCAAUAACAUACUGUAGAUGCAGAAGUGUUAUUGAAAUGUUAUUUAAUGUUUAUUGAAUGUUUAACAUCCUGAACCAUUUGAUUAUAAAAUAUAUGGUAACUAAACUUAUAAAAUAUACGGUAACUAAAGAUGCUUGUAAUAAAAUGCUCAUUAAAGAUGUAGGCUUGUGUGACUUUUGGCACAGUGGACUUUUUUCACAAGUACUGUAUGUGGUGCAUGCAUAUUUGUCAUGUGAGCUCCCAAAAAAGAUGAGAUUUUUUAAGUUGAAUCAGCUGUUGUGUUCUUAUCAAGGUAAGUAUACAGUACUUGGUUUGUAUCUUAAACAGAAUGAGAAUGCAUUAUUUGCAACUUUGCUAAUUGGGGAUUUUUCCUUCUGCAUAGUGUCACUACUGAAACUAUUUAAUAGGAUUGGUUUAAUUGGGGACUGUAUAAGAUUUGAACAAAAGGGCAAUAAAUGUAGCGGGAUAAACGCCAAAAGUUUGGACACUCCUUCUCAUUCGUGCGUUUUCUUUAUUUUCAUGACUACAUUGUAAAUUCUCAAUAAAACAGUGAAUGAACAUGUGCGGAAAUAUUUACUUAGCAAAAGAAAAAGAUGAAAUAACUAAAACAUGUAUAAUAUUCCAAUAUGUUCAAAUUUGCUUGAUUACUUUUUUGCACUCUUGCCAUUCUCUUAAUGAACUUCAAGAGGGAGUCACCUAAUACGGUUUUCGACUUCACAAGUAUGUCUUUUCAGGGUUAAUUAGUGGAAUUCAUUGCUUUAUCAAUCGGGUUUGCACCUUCAAUUGUGUUGCAUUGAAAGAGGUGUGUCCAAACUUUUGGCCUGUUUUAUAAAUAAAAAACUGUAUGAAAAGUAUGUUAACCUUUUGGAAUUUCUGACAUUUCUGCAUAAAAUCACCAUCAAAUGUGCUCUGAUCUUUGUCAAAAUCACACAGAUGAAAAAACAGUGUCUGCUUUAACUAAAACCACCCAAACAUUUAUAGGUUUUCAUAUUUUAAUGAGGAUAGCAUGCAAACAAUGACAGAAGGGGGAAAGAUAACUAAGUGAAUCCUGUGCCAUCACAUUUAGUAUUAGCAAACUUUUGGAUUCAUUCUUCCAAUAAUGACUGCAAGUUGUCCAGGCCCUAAGGUAGCAAAAUAGUCCCACAUCUUGAUGCUCCCUCCACCAUGCUUCACGGUGGGGAGGUGUUGAUGUUGGUAAGCUGUUCCAUUUUUUUCUCCACAGAUGACGUUGUGUGUUACUCCCAAACAAUUCCACUUUGGUUUCAUCAGUCCACAAAAUAUUUUGCCAAAACUUCAGUGGAGUGUCCAAGUGCCUUUUUGCGAGCAUUAAACGAGA
Molecule: messenger RNA, 3628 nt
Organism: Corythoichthys intestinalis (scribbled pipefish)
Lineage: Eukaryota; Metazoa; Chordata; Actinopteri; Syngnathiformes; Syngnathidae
Product: neuronal acetylcholine receptor subunit alpha-7-like
Exons: 9
Coding region: 74-1687 (537 amino acids)
Biological process (GO): regulation of membrane potential; synaptic transmission, cholinergic; monoatomic ion transmembrane transport
Cellular component (GO): acetylcholine-gated channel complex; plasma membrane; synapse
Molecular function (GO): acetylcholine-gated monoatomic cation-selective channel activity; acetylcholine receptor activity; acetylcholine binding
Source: RefSeq, a predicted model, not a curated record